Molecule: messenger RNA, 671 nt
Organism: Ilyonectria robusta
Lineage: Eukaryota; Fungi; Ascomycota; Sordariomycetes; Hypocreales; Nectriaceae
Exons: 1
Coding region: 229-612 (127 amino acids)
Source: RefSeq, a predicted model, not a curated record
GAGCGGAGUUGGGCAUUCCCUUUGGAGGGAGGUCGGAGUUAGAGCCGGAGUCAUGAUUGUUCGUUUUUUCAGUUUUCGCUGCUUUGCGCGCUGCAUCUGCAUCUAAUCCUCCCCGACCGACGAUUUGGCUCAUGGAUUCAGCAAAAAAGGGAAAAAGGUCCUUGGCUGGGAGCUCGGAUUUUGGCAUCAUUACUACCUAAUGGCCGUGUAUAUUUUCACAAAAAAGCAAUGGGGACGGGGAAUAGAGGCUGGAGUCGGAUGGUGCACACAAAGGGCGGAGGGCGAGAUGACGGACAGGAGCAUAGGGACAGGGAACCUAGGACGAAAGAGGCCUGGAUAGGCCCGGCUGGAAGCAAGACAGAAAGGAACAAUAUCUGUACGUUCUACUGUUGCAAAAUAAUCAUCAGUACCUUUGGUCUGAGGGGAGUUUGGUGGACAGUGAGGAAGGGUUGGGCAAAACUGAUACCAACAAAGUUGAAUGAAGAAAGCAUGCAAAAGUUGAUCAUGACAAGCCAAGCCGGUGCAAGGUUGCUCAAUGCAAAGCUGGUUGAAAACGAUGCAAGAUUGAUACGAGCAAAAUCAAACAGGCUCGUGGUGAUGAUGGAUCGAUGAUGGAGCUAUGACAGUUGACACGAAGAUGAAUCAGUUCAUAGCAGCAACAACCGAGAGCG